Messenger RNA from Clupea harengus (Atlantic herring), 949 nucleotides. Its product is annotated as myosin tail region-interacting protein MTI1-like. Lineage: Eukaryota; Metazoa; Chordata; Actinopteri; Clupeiformes; Clupeidae. The transcript is spliced from 2 exons. The record is from RefSeq and is a predicted model, not a curated record. Bases 86 to 949 code for a protein of 287 amino acids.
CACAUUUCUGUACCUCGCGUUUCCUGUUUCAUUCCCUAUAUCACAAUACCGCCAUGUUUAAAAUCCACAAAAACAACUUAAGAAGAUGGAGAUCACCAACACAGAAGAGCGCAUUGCUGAAGAGGUACGCAAAUAUCCUCACCUCUUCAACACAUCACUUAAAGACUACAAAGAUGCGCGGAUGACUGCAAAUUCGUGGCGCUCAAUAUCUGUAGCGAUAGAGCUGGACCCAAAAGACUGCUCAAAGCGAUGGAGGAGUUUGCGCGACAAGUUCGUGAGGGCCAAGAGAACUUUCAAAAGCAAAAGUGGCGAUGCAGGAGGGAAGAGGAUGCCUGCCAUCCUAACCUUUCUGUCGUGGUUGGACCCGUUCGUAAAACAUCGGGAGACGUCCUCUAAUUACGACAACAAGCAGACGGAGCCAUUAUGCAGGGAGGAAACAGCCACCUCAGCACCUGAGGCCUCCCCCGAGUCAUCCUCACCAGCACCCGAGGCCUCCCCAGAGUCAUCCUCACCAGCACCCGAGGCCUCCCCAGAGUCAUCCUCACCAGCACCCGAGGCUUCCGUUGAGCCAACCUGCCACCCACCACCCAGGUUUCUGACUCCAUGCACCCCUCCACCCUCCAGGAUUCCGCCCUCUCCAUCCACCCCUCAAGCCUCCAGCACACCAAAGAGAAGACGGGCGGCGCAAGACCAAAGUAUCAUCGAGGCAAUGGCAAGGGUCGAGGAGCGCAGGGCCCAAAUGUACAGGGACUUUGCGCCUGUGGAACCUUCUCCACCACCACCACCACCACCACCGUGUGAAAACACUUUAUUUGGCAUGAGUGUAGUUGCCUUGGCAAAGUCACUGCACAAUGACGUGGCAUGCGAGAUAAAACUUCAGAUUUUAACCCUGCUGUAUCAAAACCAGGCUAACCAUCCGCGCUUUGCAAAUACGUACCACCAAUUAUAA